This is a messenger RNA of Effrenium voratum, 1800 nucleotides long. Lineage: Eukaryota; Dinophyceae; Suessiales; Symbiodiniaceae. The record is from the annotation of a GenBank genome assembly.
CCAACGCUUUCUCGAUCCAAUCCCUAGUUGAACAUGGCUAUCGAUUUGGAGACCUUCCUCGGCGAGUGGAAGGACUCUCUGGGCAACGACGUCACUGUGGAGUGGGCAAAGCCUGGCAGCCGCGGUGGACAGCUCAGUGUCGUCCUCUCCAAGCCGCGAAGUAGUCGAGAUCCUAUCCGGCUGGAUGUGAAAUCUGUUGGCAAGGGCCGCUUCGUGUGCGGCCAUUAUGACUUGGACUUGGAAGACAGUUCAGAGGAUCGUAUUGUGUGGGCAGACUGCCGCAACCGUGGCAAGACCUCCGUUUGGAAGCGUACUGGCAAGCAUGGUGCCAGCCGCAGCCGGAGCCGCAGCCGUCGUAACGACCGCCGGCCGAAGGCCGUCCUGGAUGACACUCCUCGCGGGAAUUGGCAGUCUGGCUAUGGCCUGCCACCGCCUGCUGUGUACUGGGCACAAGCUGCACCUGGAUGGGCGCCUCCUGAGCCCCCGCGCUCCGCCGUUGCAUCUGAAGGACCUACUCCUGGCGCCUGGGUGCCACCGAGUGUGGAGGUCCAGGAGAGGAGCCAAAGUCCUCCCGGGUUGCUGGCCUUGCCGGCUCCAGAACCAGGUGUCUUCGAGGAGCCUUCUGGUGCGGUGUUGAUGCCGAUGGUUCGAGCAGCCCCUGUCAAAGUGCUGCCGCCGCCACCCCUGGUGGAUGAGAUGGAGGAGUUUGACAAGUUGCUUCUUCAAGCUGAGGCAGGGCACGAUGGUUCUGCACCUCUCCACCAGGAGAAGUCGCGGCAAGUAGAGCCGCAGCAGAGAGCGCGUGAUGAGCGUAAGGAAGCUCGUAGACAGGCCAAGGCGAAGGAGCGAGAGGCCCGAGAUUCAGAAAGGGCAGAGGCGGAGGCAAGAGCGCGAGAGCGGCAUGAGAAGGAGCAGCGCGAGCAGCGCGAGCAGGAGCUCAAAGAGCUCAAAGAGCUGAGAGAGGCAGAGCUUCGAAAAGAAGAGACAAAGCCGAAGGCAGUCAAAGCGAAGAAGAAAUUGCCAAUGGCUGUAAAGCUGGAGGUUAUCGAAGACGAAGCCCCGAAGCUGAUUGUGUCUGACAAUGUGCAGGCACAGGCGCAAGCACAGGAGCCUGUUCGGGAAGAACCUUCACGGGACCCAAGGCGAAGGACCACAGAUGAGCACCAGGAGCACCAGGAAGAGGAGGCAACGGUGCAAGUUCUGGUCGAUCCGUACUUGGUACCAGAACCUGACACUGCGCUGUCGGUGGAAGUGCUGCAGCCGAAAGUUUUGGCUAAGCAGGCCAUCCCAAAGAGACGCAGAGCUGCCCCAAAGAGGGCCAUCGCCAAGCGUCCUGCCGUGACGCCAGAGCAGGAAAGGAAGCUUCAGGAGAUCAAACACCUCCUGGAGAUGGAGACAGCCAUGCCGCCAUUGGCAAUGUCUGGGAUGUCCCCGCCCGGGAUGCCCCCUGUGCCGCCUCCACCACCAGUGCCCGCACUUCCAAUGUCAACACCCAUCUCAGCGCCGAUUACACCCGUGGCGCCAACCCCAAUGGCACUGGCGCCUAUGGCGCCCAUGCUGACACCAACAACCCCAAGGAUAGUAAAGGCUUCGGCGCCGCUCUCUGCAGAGGAGGAAGAGCGACAGCGCCGCUUGAACGCCUACUCCAAUCUCCUGCUAGGAGGUGAUGACGAAGAUGCUCAGGAGCCGGCUCCGUGGAAGAGGCAGAAACGCCGACGCGCGGUUGGCGUGGAGUUGUGAGGAGUUGUGAGGAGUUGUGAGGAGUUGUGAGAUGCUGACACAAGCCAAUUCAAGUGCCAG